This is a messenger RNA of Paramecium sonneborni, 1166 nucleotides long. The record is from the annotation of a GenBank genome assembly. Lineage: Eukaryota; Ciliophora; Oligohymenophorea; Peniculida; Parameciidae.
AUGAGCAAUUAACCAAUUUUAAAGCCUUGCAAAUACUGCUAACAGUCAUUUCUCUAACAUGAAAUUUACAAUCAUCAGAGAUGUUGUAAUCUUAAAAAAACAUAAAGUUAAAAAAUUUAAUAAAAUAUUUAAGAAGUAAUUAAUGAUUAAUCAAAAAUUCCAUCAAAAGUUCAAUUAUUUUUAUAUUUUAAUAGGAAUUGGAAUAAAAAGAAAAAUAAGUAGAUUUUUAAAACUAAUAACUUUUGGUAUUAGAAGGUGAUGUCGAAUUUUAAGUUCCUGAGAAACUAAAAGACAAAAUUACUAUUGUUAGUGCUCUAAAACCUAAUAGCAAUAAAUAACAAAAUCCAGAGUAAUAAUAAUAAUAAUACUAAUAAUAAUACUAAUAAUAAUACUAAUAAUAGUAAUAAUAAUACUAAUAAUAGUAAUAGUAAUACUAAUAAUAGUAAUACCAAUAAUAAUAGUAUUAGUAAUAAUAAUAGUAAUAAUAAUAAUUAUAGUAAUAAUGCAAAUAAUAAAUAUCUAAUCAAUCCUUAGAAAGUUAUAGUGAAAAUAAAUUAACAAAAUGUGACCAUUGUAAUUGCUUUGUAAAUUUAAUUGAUUUGGAUUCACAUCAAAUGCAAUGCUCUUCAGUAAUUAGAUUCAAUGAUUUGCUUAAAACAAUUAAUGAAGAAUAAUGUAAAUCAAAUUACUUAGGAGGUUCAAUUUAAUAAUCAAACUAAAAUUAAAAUAAAGAAAAUAGUAAGAAUUAGAUUAUAAGCCAAUAGAGAAAUCAUAAUCAAUUUAUAGAUUAAUUUUAACCAAAAGAUUUCUCAAAUUAAUAAAAAGCUUGUUAAGUUGAGUUAGACUCUUCCUAAUAGAAUAAGCCACAAAAUUAAAUAAUUUCUGAAUAUCUUCAAAUAUUGUAAUAAUACAAACCAUUAAUCUAAAAAGGGAAAAGAUUAUUAGAUCAAGGUUCCUUUAAAAGUAUAAAUUUUAAAAGUACUUUUUCCCAAAAAGCCUGUUUACUUUGUUAGUAUCAAUUUAAAGAAGCAGAAUGUAUAUAUACUCUAUCGUGCUGCUUUGCAAAAUAUCAUUAAAAUUGUUUACAUAAAUACAUAACUUAAAGUAUUAAAUGUUCUAAUUGUAAGAUUUCGCUAUUUCCAUUAAGUUAAUAAUUAAAUCUUUGA